AUGAGUGAAUCCAUGAACGUAUUGAUUUUUUGUGAUCAUAGGGACUCGUUUUCGGUGGAGCUAGACUAUUUGAGGAAAAGAUUUGCAGAUGAUUGUGGCUCCACCAAAAUAAUAGCUCUUUGUGACUACUUUUCAGAUCAUCUAAUAUCGGAAUAUGAGCUCCUCAGUGACAUAUUCAUUGCUUUCAUGGAUUUAAUAUCAGUUCAUAACAUAAUUGUAUUUUUCGUCUCGGAAUGUGCCUCUGAGUCAUACAAAUGUUCACCAAAUAAACCUCCAGAGUUGGAUUCUUUCAUUAUGAAAUCAUUAUUUGAAUCAGAUAUUCCCCAGAAGGGCCAUUGUAUAACUGAGUCCUCAUUCAACUGCUAUACUUUGAUGGAGUUGCUGCCAUUUUUUGCCUAUGAACGUGUUCUGGGAACUUCGAAGUUUAAAAAAAUGCUUUAUUUUUUCAAGAAACCUUCAGUGAAUUUUAAGGCACAAAGAAAACCAUGGACCAGCGUCAGAGUUUGUUUUGCCGGGGCAUAUCAGAAAGUUGGAGGAUGUCUUAGAUCGGUUUUGUUUGUCAGCAUUGAAUGA
Messenger RNA from Schistosoma mattheei, 573 nucleotides. The record is from the annotation of a GenBank genome assembly. NCBI's taxonomy places the organism in Eukaryota, Metazoa, Platyhelminthes, Trematoda, Strigeidida, Schistosomatidae.